UUGAAAAUAUUACAGCCGUGAUUUAAAAUUCCUAGAUGAAGAGGUUCGUACUACAACUGGUAACGUUAAUCUGCGCAGUUGGCUCCACCUUUGGUUCAAGUUUUCCACGCCGGAACAAGAAUGAUUCAUUAACACUGGAAGGUUGCGGUUACGGUGUCCAUCCUGCUGCUGGAGGUGACAGAAUAGUUGGAGGAGAAGCUGUUCGCCAUGGUCAAUAUCCUUGGAUGGUCUCUAUGUACAGACAAUCCUAUGAUUUUCGACACUGGUGUGGUGGAAGCAUUUUGAAUGAGCAGUGGGUGGUUACUGCCGCACAUUGCAUAAGUUUCCCUGAUGAACCAUGGAGAUAUGAAAUAUUUGCUGGAAUGCAUAAAUUAUCUCAAGAAGAUGCUCCUACAGUCCAACAUUAUAAAGUUUCUGAGGUCCAUGUUCAUGAGCACUUCAAUGAGAAUUCCUUUGAAAACGAUAUAGCUUUGUUGAAGCUACAAGAGCCGCUUAAUAUAAAGGACGCUGGUGGCUACGUUAAUGGUAUUUGCUUGCCAAAGAAUAGAGACGACCCAAUGGGAUUUGCCAGAGCAACAGGCUGGGGUCACGAAUAUCGUGGUGGUGUUACAUCCGACAUCUUGAAGCAAGUCGUCCUUCCUAUUGUCGAUCGAGACACAUGUAACCAGAAGUACGACGCAUCUUCCACAUAUAAACCAAUAUUUUCACAAAUGAUCUGCGCAGGACAGAAAGGACGGGACACCUGCCAGGCGGAUUCGGGAGGACCCCUCUUCCAGACAGAUGACCAUGGUGUGUCGACAUUGGUCGGAGUCACUUCUUUUGGAAUAGGGUGUGCGGAUGACCAUCCUGGAGUAUACACCAAAAUUGCUGACUUCCGUGACUGGAUGGCAAAAAUCAUCCUCGGCUAUGACGAUGGACAAGGAUUCUGCCAGAUAACAUUAUUGCCAGACAUUAAUCUAAGAGGCACAAGAGAACUGAGGAAAAUAUCCGUACUACAACUGGUAACAUUAAUCUGCGCAGUCGGCUCAAUCUUUGGUUCAAGUAUUCCACGCCGGAACAAAAAUGAUCCAUUAACACUGGAAGGUUGCGGUUACGGUCUCUAUCCCGCUUCUGGAGGUGACAGAAUAGUUGGAGGAGAAGCGGCUCGCCAUGGGCAAUAUCCUUGGACGGUCUCUAUGCACAGACAAGACAAUGAUUUUCGACACUGGUGUGGCGGAAGCAUUUUGAAUGAGAUGUGGGUGGUUACUGCAGCACAUUGCAUAAAAUUCCGAAAUGAGCCAUGGAGGUAUGAAAUAUUUGCUGGAAUGCAAAAAUUAUCUGACAAAUAUGGUCGUACAGUUAGACGUCAUAAAGUUUCUAAGGUCUAUGUUCAUGAGAACUUCAAUGGGCGUUCUUUUGAAAAUGAUAUUGCUUUGCUGAAGUUGAAAGAGCCCCUUAAUAUAAAACACUCUGGUGGGUACAUCAAUGGCAUUUGCUUACCAGAGAAUAGAGACGACCCAACGGGAUUCGUCAGAGCAACAGGCUGGGGUCACACGCGUCGUGGUGGUUACGUAUCCGACAUCUUAAAACAAGUUGUCCUUCCUCUUGUCGAUCGAGAUACGUGUAACCAGAAGUACCGAAAAUAUUCCUCAGAUAAACCAAUAUUUACACAUAUGAUGUGCGCAGGACAGAGAGGACGGGACACUUGCCAGGCGGAUUCGGGAGGACCCCUCUUCCAGACAGAUGAUCACGGUGUGUCAACAUUGGUCGGAAUCACUUCUUUUGGAAGAGGGUGUGCCGAGGACCAUCCCGGAGUAUACACCAAAAUUGCUGACUUCCGUGACUGGAUGACAAAAAUCAUCGUCGGAUAGGUAAUGCGGGAUAAAGUAAAGAAAGAAAAGAAAUCCAGUUCAUUCCUUGCAUGUAUUACCACA
Molecule: messenger RNA, 1913 nt
Organism: Uloborus diversus
Lineage: Eukaryota; Metazoa; Arthropoda; Arachnida; Araneae; Uloboridae
Product: transmembrane protease serine 9-like
Exons: 16
Coding region: 36-1850 (604 amino acids)
Biological process (GO): proteolysis
Molecular function (GO): serine-type endopeptidase activity
Source: RefSeq, a predicted model, not a curated record